Hippopotamus amphibius kiboko is the source of this 1059-nucleotide messenger RNA. RefSeq names its product olfactory receptor 12-like. The record is from RefSeq and is a predicted model, not a curated record. Bases 1 to 1059 code for a protein of 352 amino acids. Gene Ontology annotation, cellular component: membrane. The transcript is spliced from 2 exons. Gene Ontology annotation, biological process: sensory perception of smell; G protein-coupled receptor signaling pathway. NCBI's taxonomy places the organism in Eukaryota, Metazoa, Chordata, Mammalia, Artiodactyla, Hippopotamidae. Gene Ontology annotation, molecular function: G protein-coupled receptor activity; olfactory receptor activity; odorant binding.
AUGUCACCCCAUGGAAAUGGAAAACUCUCAGUAAUGUAUUUACAGGAAUUUGUGCUGGAGGUAUUUAUAGGUGGUCUGGAGACCCAGGCUCUGCUCUUUGCUCUGUUCCUGGCCCUGUACUUGGUGGCCAUCCUGGGGAACCUCACCAUGACUGUGGUCAUCACCCUGGAUGGCCAUCUGCACUCCCCAAUGUACUUCUUCCUCAAGAACCUCUCCUUCCUGGGCUUGUGCUACUCAUCUGUCAUCUAUCUCAAGGCCUUGGAAGACUUCCUGUCCUCCUCCAAGGUCAUCACCUUUGUAGGAUGUGGCACUCAGUUCUUCUUCUUCUCUCUGCUGGUUAGCACUGAGGCUUUCCUCUUGGCUGUGAUGGCCUAUGAUCGAUUUUUGGCCACCUUCAGGCCCCUGCACUACCCCACCACAAUGUACCCCUCAGCCUGUGCCCACCUGGUGCUGGGCUCCUACUGUGGAGGCUGUUUCAACUCCAUCAUGCAGACCAGCUUCACCUUCAGCCUCUUGUUCUGCAGCCGCAACCACAUUGACCACUUCUGCGAUGUGCUCCCCCUGCUCAAGCUUGCCUGUGGUGACACAGCCAUAAACAAGCUAGUCAUGUUUGGACUCUGUGGCCUUCUCAUCGUGAGCACCACAAUCAUGGUCCUCAUCUCCUAUGGCUGCAUCACAGUGACCAUCCUGAGGAUGUGCUCAGGAGCAGGGAGACACAAGCUCUUCUCCACCUGUGGCUCCCACAUGACAGCCGUGUCUCUCUUUUAUGGAACUGGCUUUGUCAUGUAUGUGCAGCCAGGAGCUGUGGAGUCCAUGAAGCAGGGCAAGGUGGUCUCUGUCUUCUAUACUGCGGUCAUCCCAAUGCUCAACCCCCUCAUCUACAGUCUGAGAAAGAAGGACGUGAAGGAUGUCCUAUGGAGACUGGGCCAGAAACACACAGCCAUGUUAAGGAGGGUGGCCAGAGAGACAGAGUGUCCUGAGGGCAGGAUAAUAGACAGCUCAGAGCCUCAGAUACUCCACAUGGAUGCCGAGACCAGCUCGGCAACUGGGGGCGAAUGA